Eleginops maclovinus (Patagonian blennie) is the source of this 7775-nucleotide messenger RNA. RefSeq names its product kinesin family member 5A, b (gene kif5ab). Gene Ontology annotation, biological process: mitotic cell cycle; microtubule-based movement. Bases 337 to 3714 code for a protein of 1125 amino acids. The transcript is spliced from 29 exons. Gene Ontology annotation, cellular component: microtubule. Lineage: Eukaryota; Metazoa; Chordata; Actinopteri; Perciformes; Eleginopidae. Gene Ontology annotation, molecular function: microtubule motor activity; ATP binding; microtubule binding. The record is from RefSeq and is a predicted model, not a curated record.
GGAAUAUACUCACAUUUACAACUCUCCAUCUGUUCUCCACUGCGAGUUUGCUUUGAGGGCUUUUGAGACUAGAAUCACUCUGAACGGGUUGUUUUCGAUUUUUUAUGUGAUUUCUACAAUGGAUUUGUCUUUAGUAUCUAUCUCCAAAAACUAGUGGUGGUCCAUUCAUCCAAAUGUUUCGCCUGCCAUUCUCGCUUUGCAUGUAGCCGGUGGUUUCAGCCUGCGCCCAGGUGGUUCACGCGAAAUUGCACAGGGAUUUACAUUUUUGUAUUUUGGUUGGAUGCAGAUAUCCCUUUUUAUUUAUUGAAAAGCGCGUACACUAUUACCCCCCCAACAAUGGCUGAUGCUAAUGCAGAAUGCAAUAUCAAGGUGUUGUGUCGAUUUCGUCCUCUGAACAAGUCCGAAAUUCUCCGCGGAGAUAAGUUCAUCCCAAUAUUUCAGGGAGAAGACACUGUCAUCCUCGGGGGGAAGUCGUACGUGUUUGACCAGGUGUUUCCUACGAACACCACCCAGAUACAGGUCUACAAUACCUGCGCCAAGCAGAUUGUCAAAGAUGUUUUGGAUGGAUACAAUGGGACUAUAUUUGCCUAUGGGCAGACGUCCUCUGGAAAAACACACACCAUGGAGGGGAGCCUUCAUGAUCCCCAGGGAAUGGGAAUCAUCCCCCGGAUCGCAGACGACAUUUUUGAACAUAUAUUUGCAAUGGAUGAAAACCUAGAAUUUCACAUAAAGGUCUCCUACUUCGAGAUCUAUAUGGAUAAAAUACGAGACCUGCUGGAUGUGACAAAAACCAACUUGUCAGUGCAUGAAGACAAACACAGAGUUCCUUAUGUGAAGGGCUGCACGGAGCGCUUUGUGACGAGUCCCGAGGAAGUGAUGGAUGUGAUAGAUGAAGGGAAGGCCAGCCGUCACGUUGCUGUCACCAACAUGAAUGAGCACAGUUCACGGAGUCACAGCAUCUUCCUGAUAAACAUCAAACAAGAGAACGUGGAGACAGAGCAGAAGCUGUGUGGGAAGCUGUACCUGGUCGACCUCGCUGGGAGUGAGAAGGUCAGUAAGACGGGUGCAGAGGGAGCAGUGCUGGAUGAGGCCAAGAACAUCAACAGGUCUCUGUCGGCCCUGGGAAACGUCAUCUCAGCCCUGGCCGAGGGAACGAAAUCUCACGUGCCCUACCGUGACAGCAAGAUGACUCGCAUCUUACAGGACUCACUGGGUGGGAACUGUCGCACCACCAUGUUCAUCUGUUGCUCUCCCUCCAGCUACAAUGAUGUGGAGACCAAAUCCACCCUGAUGUUUGGCCAACGAGCCAAGACCAUCAGAAAUACUGUGUCCGUGAAUCUUGAGCUCACUGCAGAGCAGUGGAAGAAGAAGUACGAAAAGGAAAAGGAGAAGAACAGGUCAUUGAAGGAGACUGUUCAGAGACUGGAGACUGAGCUGAACUGCUGGAGGAACGGUGAGGCUGUUGAGUUAGAACAACCGAGCCCUGAAGACAUCCCCUUGGUUCCUCAUGAAUCUGAGGAGCCCAUUCUCGACAUAUGCAGCCCCUGCAGCCCUUGCUCGGUUGCCUCUUCCAUUGUGAUUCACAUCUCUGAGGAGGAGCGGCAGAAAUAUGAGGAGGAGAUCCGCAAGCUUUACAAACAGAUGGAUGAUAAGGAUGACGAGAUCAAUCACCAGAGCCAGAUGGUGGAGAAACUGAAGGAGCAGAUGCUCGACCAGGAGGAGCUUCUGGCAUCCUCCAGGGGUGACAGCGAGAAGGUGCAGUCAGAGCUCGGCAGGCUGCAGACAGAGAACAAAUCCGCUAAAGCCGAGGUGAAAGAAGUCCUCCAGGCUCUGGAGGAGCUGGCAGUCAACUAUGACCAGAGGAGCUUGGAGGUUGAGGAGAGGAGUGUGCAGAAGAAGCUGCUGGCUGAAGAGCUGGCAAAGAAAGUGGCUCAACUCAAGGCUGUCGAAGCAGAGCUGUGUCGCAUCCAGGAAGUGAGCAGCCAUCAAAGGAAACGCAUCACUGAGAUUCUCAACAGCCUGAUGAGGGACUUGAGUGAGUUCAGCACCAUCGUUGGGAAAAGGGACAUGAAGCUGCCCAUGGAGAUCACCGGUUCAAUCGAGGAGGAGUUCACAGUGGCCCGCCUCUACAUCAGUAAGAUAAAGUCGGAGGUGAAGUCCAUGGUGAAGCGCUGCCGUCAUCUUGAGAGCCUCCAGAUGGAGUGUCACCGCAAGAUGGAGGAGACGGGCAGAGAGCUGUCCUCAUGUCAGCUCCUCAUUUCUCAGCACGAGGCAAAGAUCCGCUCUCUGACGGACUACAUGCAGAAUGUGGAGCUGAAGAAGAGGAAGUUGGAGGACAGUUAUGACUCUCUGAGUGAAGAGCUGGCCAAACUCCAAGCUCAAGAGAGCAUGGCACUGGUCACCAGCGGCGAGAAUCACUCUUCUGUCCUGGAUUCCUGUGAUAUAAAGAGGGCUCUGGAGCAGCAGAUGGAGUCACAUCGUGAAUCGCACAGCAAACAGCUUGGACGCCUGCGUGAUGAGAUCAAUGACAAACAGAAGAUCAUCGAUGACUUAACUGAUUGUAACCAGGAGCAGCAGCUGGAGUUGGAGCAAUUGCACUGUGACUUUGAACAUCUCAGGAUUCAAGAGCAUCACAAGAGCCGGCAGCUGGAGGAACUGACAUUUCUCCAUGAGCGACAUGAGCAGUCGAAGCGGGAUCUCAAAGGGCUGGAGGACACUGUUGCUCGUGAGCUCUACACCCUGCACAACCUCCGCAAGCUUUUCGUUCAAGACCUCACAACUCGUGUUAGAAAAAGUGCACAGCUCGAGCUUGAUGAGAGAGGGGGAUAUAUCACUCAGAAACAGAAGAUUUCCUUUCUUGAAAACAACCUCGACCAGCUUACAAAAGUUCACAAACAGCUGGUGCGUGACAAUGCAGAUCUUCGCUGUGAGCUUCCAAAACUGGAGAAACGUCUUCGGUCUACAGCUGAGCGAGUUAAGGCGCUGGAGGGUGCACUGAAGGAGGCAAAGGAAGGAGCCAUGAAGGACCGCCACCGCUACCAGCAGGAGGUGGAGCGCAUCAAAGAUGUGAUGAGGGUUCGCAAUCCCUUCCGCCGGCCCCAUGCUGCACAAAUAGCAAAGCCUGUGCGUGCCGGUCACUCAUGCUCUCCCACCAACCCCUUCUACAUCCGAGGCUACAGCGAUCACCCCGUUGCCUUUCGCAAAGCUGAUUUCCACAACAGCAACAUGAAACAAGAAGCUGACCCUGCUGCUCCUGCUAUACCAGAGAGUGAACCAAGGUUAACUGAGGCCAACUCCAACCAGAACAGCCCCACCAAGCACCCCCACCCACACGUCGACAACUCACACGACAGCGACUCUCACGACAACGAUGCUCAGGACAGCGACUCACACGGCAACGAAGCUCAGGACAGCGAUGCCCACGACAACGAAGCUCAGGACAGCGACGCCCACGACAACGAAGCUCAGGACAGCGACUCCCACAACAACGAUGCUCAGAACAGCGACGCUCAGGACAACAUGCUUCGUGUUGAACCACAGAGUCGGGCAGACAAGAACACGGCAGAGAUGCUCGAUUCAGAAAACGGAAACACCACAGAUAUAAAUGACAACAGCAUGUGUCUGAAUGUGAAUUCUGUGCCCAGAAUGGACGUCUGUGACAAUCAGGAUCCAACCAAACUCUUCGGCCUGCAUCCCGAGGCCACAGCCAGCUAAUAGUCCUGAGCAGGCAGACGUUUCUUCUGAGGCCUCCUCUGUAAAUCUGCAUGCAGCUGAUCACUGUCCUCCGCUCCUCUCCUUCCCCUCUUAUCCUCACCUGCUGUAAACAGACCUUUAUCUCUCCUGUGUCCCCUUUCCUUCCCCUGCUUGCUCCUCCUUUUUCUUCUUGUAAAAUGAUGUGGGUUGUAUGUGGGUAUCAAUAAGAUCCAUGGCAAGCACUGCAUAUCUAAUGCACAACCUGGCAGCUUAAAAUAAUAGAUAUUGCUGCACACGAUCCCCCAUGAAAAGGGACCACAAAGAAAGUGCAGAGCUGUAAGUAACCACUAGUGUGUGCUGUUUGUCUCAGUGAUGGUAUCACACUGGACAUAAAACCAGGACAACUGUAAGCUAAUGUUUGACUUUAUCAUUAAUAGCAUUGUAAAACAUGCAAAUGGAUCUGAAAACUCCAAGAUGUACAACAUGAAAACAGUGAACCUCAAGCUCACGUUACUAAUAUCUACACUUUUGACUGCAUGUUGUUUUUUGAUGUUGGUCUUCAGCUUUUCUUGGGAAUAACAUGCAAUAGGAAGAGAGCAAGUGAGGGUACAUAUUAACAUGACAUUUUUCAGUCUAAAAUGUCCUCUAAGUCAAUGUAAGGGGCUUUCUUAAAUGAAUUUAGUUUAAUAUAUAAGGGCGGUAUAAUUAAAUAUUUGCUAAUUGUCAACAAACCUCCAAAAACCAACAGUUGGUACUCUGCCUGAGUAUUGUGUUACCUGCCGAGCCUGCCUGUGGCUUUCAGUCUCAAGCUUAUUCUGAAAAAUACGUUAAUCCUUUAAAAACAUACCUUGAAUAGAUUGUUUCAUUCGUACUAAAAGGCUUAAUUUUCCUUGGAACAACUAGCCACUGUAUUAUUUAGGAAGCACUUCUAAACUAUAAAUAAAUAGCGCAUUUGUAAGGGACUAUUUUCAGCCGUAGAAUAAUGUGAGUGUUGUAGAGUUUUGACAGCAGCAGGAUGGUGUAUGUGGGAUUGAUUCAAAGUAAGUGGCCGUGCCCUUUACAGUGUAAUGAGUAAAUAUGUUAUUCAAUGCAGCAGUGUUUCUCAUCGGCGUGCUUUUGUAACAACGGAAGUCAUUUGCACAGAGGAAGCAGCUACUAUAUGUCAGGCUUUAGAUUCCUGUUUCUACUAAUCACUCACUUCUAUACUUAUCGUUGUUUUUUGUCUUUGGUGGCAUUUGUUGACAAUAAGAAAAUAUGGAAUAUCACUGCACUAUAUAAAUAUUGCUCAUUUGUGUCUCUCUCCCAUUAACAAAACACCUGGCUUGUUAUUAUACUCUACUUGGAAAACUGUCAGUAGUCAUAGUAACAAUGACAUGUAACGUGACAUGUAGGUAGAGCAACACUAAACUAAACAUAUGAACACCUGCCACAGUUAAAACUUGGCCAAGCCUUAAUUUAGACAAUAGACAAUUUACCACAUUUGUCCUUUUGUACUCAAAUAAACAAAGGACAAUUAAGUUUAUGCUGCAUAUACAGUCUGUAUCUCCUCAAGACUCUUCAAGACACUACAGUUUUGUAUUUUGCUACCCUUUGAGGAUAUAUUUCAGAUACUUACAUUCCAUAUUACACAGUUUUUUCCUCUAGUUCAAUAAAGAAAACAACUGUCAGCCAAAAAAGUGUGUAUCUCUAUAGAAUAACAAAUAAGUCACACUUUUUGUAAAGAACUUAUAAGGUUUGAUGGUUCUGGUAGUAGUGCUAUCUCACCAAGCAGAGAAAGUAUGGUCAAUAAGGUACUAAGUUAAGAUUGUUUAAAAUAGAAACGCUCACAUUUUCAGUGGUUAACGUCGUCACCGCAUGUUGGACCUUGGUACACCGCACUGGUUUAUCUGAAAAGCAACUUAAAUAAAAAAGUUAAUUAUACAACAUAUUUUUCCUGUUUUUAGAAAACUGACUCCUAGUAGAGAGACUUUUAAACUGUAAAUCAUACAAAACCUGCCUGUCAGGGAUUGUCUGUGAGAUAUUCAGUCAUUAUCGUGUCAAUCGAAAGCAUGGCAGAGUGGGAAAAAAGGAAUGGUGUAGCAAAUAUUUUUAUACUGCUAAUUCUAGUUUAAAAGAAAUAUAUAUAUUAUUUAUCAUUUGUCCUAUUUUAAAUGUGAAUUAUAUGCUAUAUAUUCUUGAUUUAUAGCAGUUGUUGAAUGUGAAACGUUUGCAUAUGCUUUGAUGUGUGCUUGAAAUGUUUUGGAAUUUCAGAUUUCCAAUGUGUUAUCAUUGAAUGAAAAUGUCAUCCAAUAUGAAUUUGUUGAGCAGGGGAUUAUCGUUCUCCUCAGAUUGAAACCAAAGCGCUGAUUGAAGUGAGUCAGUUAAAGAGGCGGUCUGUGAAACAUAAAGUAAGGGUUACUCUAGGUUAUCUUCUGUUACAGCCCUGUCUUAUCCCUCUCUCUCACACACACACACACACACACACACACACACACACACACACACACACACACACACACACACACACACACACACACUCACAGCUAGUGCCUCAUCAGGCAAUAAUUUGACUUUUGACCCCAAAAUAUAGAUGUAUUGCAUAUCCUGUUCUAUUGGGUGCAGUCUGAGUUAUCUGAGCAGAUAAGUUGAUUGACAGUUUACACACUACGGUUAAAAUGCCCUUCAAACUCUCUCAUGAAAUUCCUGAUCAACCAGUCAGGAUGACGGUGUGUGUGCGUGUGUGUGUGUGUGUGUGUGCGUGCUAUAUGUGUUGGGAGAGAAAAAGGAGCUGUAUCUUCUUAGCAGACUCUCUCACUCUUUGACUUUCGGCACUACUUUUUAACAAAACAGACCCGUAAAGCUUUCUAUUACAGCCUGCAGAUAUAGUGCAAAUCAUUCAGAAUACUUAUAGUGUGCUUACUGGGUAUAGGCACAGGGGACGAAGUCAGAGGGUUUGUGUUUAGAGGGGAUCUAGAAAUAAAUUACACCUAAAGUAUGUUUUUAAUGAAUUGUUACAGACAGGGGACCAGCAGGCUUGGUGUAUUUGUUGCCAUGUCAUGAAAAAGAGCCAAGGUUUGUCUGGCACUUCAUCAUAGUAAACUAUAAUACUUUUAUUGCAAGGGAAAAAUGUAAGCAUUUAGCUCCACUGCUGUUUCAAGUGUCUUCUCCAACACAAUUUUAAAUUGUCUGAUGGAUUCCAUAGUUUGUUACCAUUAUUUUCCAAAAUAUAAUGUAUACAUUAAUAUAUUUUAUAGCUAUGACUGCAGAAGCUGUAAAGCCUUAGUUUAUGUUUCCCAGCGACAUAUUUGUCCCCCAUCUGAAUAAAUGCUCUGUAUUUGAACUAUUCCAUGUAUUAACCUUGUUUUCUCUUAUGUUCAUAAACGCUCUUCAACAUAAAGUUGCUAUACUCCUAUACAUCUUGUCUCUGUUCUUCCCCCGAUUUGUUGUGUGUAGUUACCCGGUGAACAUUUUACAAUGCCUUGUACAAACUAAAUUAUUGCAUUUAAUAAAUUGUGGGCUGUAAUCUGAAGCGUUACCAGAAUAUUUUCAUUAUAUUGAGACUUAGAAAUGCAUGAAGCACUUUAUCACAGUAUUUUGUUUAUGCUUUUUCUCUUUGUACCUCUUCACAAGGGGUAAAAAAGGACGUUGAACUUGAGAAGUGUCAUGCUCUGUCUGAAGUAGACUGUGUUUGCAUAACCUAUAGAAACCAUGCGUUGAAUGUGAAUGACCUUUUCUGUCAAUUUUCUGUUAAUCAAUGAAAACCACAACGAAAACAGCUGCUCCUGACAUGCCCUAUGGUUGUAUACUGUUCUGUAAAUGUUUGGAUGAUUGUAGAAUUGAUUUGCAGUGUUAUUGUUAUGUUUGUCUGACAGUAAUUGUACACAAACAGAAAAAAAAAUCUGGCAAGGUAAAACAUAUGUGAUACUGUAGCCUAAAUAUGCAGAAAUAUAACUCUGACAAAGAUGGUGAGGUGGAGUGGUUAAAAAAAGAAAACAGAUGCAAAAUGUGUUUGUUUGUACAUGUGUGCGUUGGUGAGUUUGUUAAAGGCGUGUGAUUUAGUGCAUGCAGUAUUCUUUUCUGUAGCUGCUGAGAAACAGUACUGU